Molecule: messenger RNA, 585 nt
Organism: Plasmodium vinckei vinckei
Lineage: Eukaryota; Apicomplexa; Aconoidasida; Haemosporida; Plasmodiidae
Product: CIR protein PIR protein, fragment
Exons: 1
Coding region: 1-585 (194 amino acids)
Source: RefSeq, a predicted model, not a curated record
AUGGCUGGAUGGAUAUCCCUUCUUAAAACAAUUUAUGAUUCUGAUUUGGUUGACAAUGAUGUACCAAAGAAUAUGAAUAUUAACGAAUAUAUUAUCACAUGGUUAAUUUAUAUGUUAAAGCUAAAAGAUGGUAACAGCAUCACCAAUUUAAAUGACUUUUAUUAUCAAUAUAAAAAUCAGCGUGGAGGAUAUAGCUUGGUUUCAACUAAUGGUAAAGAUUAUUCUAACAUUAUUGAUAAUAUUAUAAUUAAUAAAAACUAUUUGAUGGAUAUGGAUAAGAACAUUAUAUAUAAAUUUUAUAAUUUAUUAAAAUCAUUAUGUAGCAUGUACAAUGAUAUUAAUAAGGAUACGCCAGAUUGUACACAAUUUCGCAAAAAGCUAAAACAUUUGUUGAUGAAUAUAAUAAACUUCUUAAUAAUAAUGAUUUUGAUAUUAAUGAAAACAGUUCAUAUAGAAAAAUAUUGUCUAGUUUAUCAACUUAUUAUGAUAAUUUUAAAAAAUAUUGUGAUAAAAAUUGCAGUGGUUGUAGCAGUAUUCCACCUCUUCCAACGACAAAACAACACAAGUUUCUGCGCAUAUCUCUGA